Cuscuta epithymum is the source of this 2461-nucleotide messenger RNA. NCBI's taxonomy places the organism in Eukaryota, Viridiplantae, Streptophyta, Magnoliopsida, Solanales, Convolvulaceae. The record is from the annotation of a GenBank genome assembly.
GUAACCAAACGGGCUUAAGGAGUGUCUGGCGGUUCUGGAAAGGGAGAGCCAUCGGUAAGACAAGAAAACCCAUUUCUUCUCGGUCACUCCGACAACUCAACCGGCUCGGCGGAAGUCUCAGAAAUGCUGCCGAUCAUCGCCUUCCUCCUCUUCCUCCGUCUCCUCUCCGUCGCGACACUCUCCAGCUCCGCCCCAAUUCUAGGACUGGACUCCUUUCUCACCCAACAAUCACGGGUUGACCCGCAAGCCUCUAAUGAUUCCUUCCUCUCUCUGCCUUCCUAUCUGAAAAAAACUCUUUCCCAAACCCCGGCUCAACAGUCGGUCUCCAUCGCCGCCCUCCUUUCUCUGCAAGUUUCCGUCCCAAUCACCGUCAAGCUGGUUGGGAGUAACUUCGCCUCUUCCGCUCCAGACAUCCUCUCCUCCUUCAUCCUCUCCGCCGUCUCCUUCGACCACUACCAUGUCAUCUCUCCUUUCACCACCCACCCCACUCAUCACCUCUCGGUCUCCCAUUCUCUCCACCCGGAAGUCACUCUGGCCCCUGCUUCCCUCGCUUCCCGUCUCUCAGAAAGCUUGAAAUCCCAGCUCGCCUCCACUGCUUCCAGUUUCCGAUCCCAUCUCGCCUCCGUUCCUUACUCCACCGUUGACCAAAUUAUCAAAGAGGAUUUCGAAAAUGAGAAGCCAAUUAACGGGAUUUACAUCUACAUCCUCAAUUUGGGCACCCAGUCGAAGCCUUACGCGUAUAGCUACACUCAUGGAGAUCCGUCUCCCGCCAUUACCAAGUGCUUAGGCACUAUUUGGACAGGGGAAGACCGGUACAUCUGGAUCGAUUUAGGGGCUGGUCCGGUGGAGUACGGUCCAGCGCUUUCGGGUGAUGGACUUAUGCCGAGAGGCGAGUUUCAUCCGUUGGCAUCUAUUCACGGCCGCCCCAAGUCUCAAAAGACUAUUCUCUCUGAUUUGGCUUCAUUGGUUUGGAGUGCUUACCAGGUACUUCUUGUCCCUUCAUUGAGAAUCCCUGUCCCUUUAGAAUACUCAUUGAUAGUUGAGUUCAUACAUAUAAAUGGUUCUCCUGAUAACAAAGACAGCAGUGGACUAGAUUGGAAAUCAAUAGAGAAGACCUUCAUGGAUGAAGUGUAUGGUAAGGGAUUAUUGUUAGGCGAUCAAUCUUUAAGCUUUAAGAAGUAUGAGGUGAAUUUAGCUGAGUGUGCCAUAUGCUCCUUUGCCAUUUCUAGGGCAACUACUUCUUACACUUCCCGAUAUUUAUUUGACAACUACACACUGAUUGUUAGUGAGUACCUGGACUCGAAACACUUACACCGGACUUUGUCAGAAUCCGCGGGAGAGUUUAGGCGGCUGGCAAAGCUUCCUGAAGAGGAAGACUUUGGGAGGGUUCUUCCGGUCUAUGUUUUUGAUUUGGAUGUCAAUAUGAUUUUGCUGCUCGACCGUUAUCAUCAGACUGUUGCCUUUAAAGACAUGGUUAUUGCUGUCAGGACCAAGAGUUCCCAGGCAGUCAGUGAUUAUACUUGUAAUGGGCGUCAUGUUUUUACCCAGACUCGCGAACUGGAGAGGCCUCUUGUGGGUUCCAUUUUACAGAGCAUGUGGGGAGUCUCACCUACACAUUUGCUUUGGAGCCCCAAGCACAACACUACUCUUGUAGAUUAUACAUGGAGUGUGGGAAAUACACCCUUUGGUCCAUUUUCAGAAAUUUCAUCACUGUCUUUUGUACAGAAGGAUGCUGCUAGAAGGAAUGUUCUCUUGACUUCAUUGAACUUUAGUCUCACUAGUGCUAUUGAUGUGAUUGAGUCCAUUACUGCACAUGGUGGGGAGAGAAAACUCCUCAAGCAUAAUCAGCUUCCUGAGUUCAUCCAGAGGUGGAAUAUGUUCAAGUACAAACUCGAUAAGGCAGUUUCUGCUUUGUCACAUUUUGAUUAUGAGAUGGCAUUGUAUUACCUAAGGUCAUCAGAUCAUGAUCUGUAUGCUGUUCACUCUCUUAUUUAUCAAGCUUCUCAAGAUUUGGAGGCAUCACUUGUCUGCUUCAAGGAUCCACCGUUCCCAUGGAUGUCAGUUUCAAUGUCUGCUGGUGUUUUAAUUGGUCUUCUCUAUAUCUUUGCAAAGAGGGAAAACUUGUUUCGGAACAAGAGAAAACAGUUUUGAAAUCUUUAGAGCAUUAGAUUUUAUUAGGUUUGAAUUGAUAUAACAACACCUUGUAUGAAAUCUUUGGACUUCAGAAGUUGGAGAGUGGUACCUUGGUUUUCACUAGCUUUGCUCCUUGUAUAUGUUAAUAUCUGCUUGUCAUAGAUAUGGAAGUUUCUGACACUGCUUUGCUCCUUGUAAUCCGCACGAUGCAAUACUAGAGGCCUUUUUUACUUGAAGAUGUUUUGAAUCGAAGAUACACUCCCACAGAACAGCAUGUAUGUUUAAUGCCUAUAUAUUAUGUUCACAUUUCAGAAAUGGAAAAAUUCAC